Molecule: messenger RNA, 3238 nt
Organism: Zonotrichia leucophrys gambelii
Lineage: Eukaryota; Metazoa; Chordata; Aves; Passeriformes; Passerellidae
Gene: LRSAM1
Product: leucine rich repeat and sterile alpha motif containing 1
Exons: 25
Coding region: 197-2476 (759 amino acids)
Molecular function (GO): protein binding
Source: RefSeq, a predicted model, not a curated record
CCCUGCUCUCCUCAGGUGUCGGUGCCCGAGGGCUGCGAGCCACAAUCCCGGCUCAGUCCUUCAUCCUUCCGAGGCUCUGAGCCCUCGGGCACGGAACGGCGCUGUUCUGGAUGAGGGAAGGGUAAAGAAGACGAGGAGCUUGGAAGAUGUGUGAGCCUGGGAGGGGGAGCCGCAGAGAGAGAAGAGAAGAAUAGUGAUGGUCCCAGUUGUGCAGCCCAGGCUCCCCAGCAAGCAGAGAGCCCAGGAUCCCUCAGCCUUUCUCUGCAGUGACCACCUGUGCCCCUGGGCAGGGCUGAAGAUGCCUCUGUUCUCCAGGAAGAAGAAACCCAGCGAAGAUGCUCGGAAACGCCUCGAGUACCAAAUGUGCCUGGCAAAAGAAGCUGGUGCUGAUGACACCCUUGACAUAUCCAGAUGUGAGCUCUCAGAGGUUCCUUAUGGGGCCUUUGCAACUUGCAAGGUCUUGCAAAAAAAGGUGCUGAUUAUUCAUACCAAUAAUCUGACAUCCUUAGUUCCAAAGUCCUGCAGCCUCCUGAGUCUCAUAACUGUGAAGGUUCUGGAUCUGCAUGACAACCAGCUGGCAUCACUUCCUGCUGAUAUUGGUCAGCUGACAGCUCUUCAGGUCCUAAACCUUGAAAGGAAUCUUUUAAAAAGCCUUCCACAAUCUAUAGGAGACCUUGCACAGCUCCAGGUCCUCAAUGUGAAAGGGAACCAGCUGAGGGCGCUGCCCGGGAGCGUGAGCGGCCUGCGGAGCCUGCGGGCUCUGGAUGUCAGCGGGAACGAGCUGCAGGAGCUGCCCCGGGGGCUGGCCCACGCCCGCAGCCUGCAGACUCUGACCCUGGAUGCCUCUGCCAUGACCUACCCACCCCCUGAGAUCUGCAGUGCAGGCACAGAGGCCAUCCAGCAGUUCCUGUGCACAGAGUGUGGAAUUGCAUACUCCCCUCCCUCCCAGCACCUGCUCCCCACGCCGGAGAGCGAUGGAGGAGGAACUUCCGUGGAUGGGGUGGACAGGACAGUGCAGAAGUACCUGGAGGAGGAGAGUGAGUGGCAGAACAAAUUCUUGGAUUAUGAGAAGAGGAAGGAAAGAAAAACUCAGGAGAAGCUGGAAUUUGAGCGGCGCCUGAACGUGGGGCAGCGAGAGCAGGCCCUGCUGGUGCAGCAGCUCAACAGCCACAAGGAUGAGAUCCUGCAGACAGUGAGAGAGGAGCAGCAGAGGCUGGAGCAGGGGCUGUCGAGGCACCAGCGCUGUUUGGAGGAGGAGAGGCUGAAGCUGCUGCAGCAGCUGAAGGACACAGAGCAGGGCAUUGCCAGCCGCAUCCAGAAGCUGCUGGAGGACAACCAGAGGCAAAAACGAAGUUCAGAUAUUUUGAAGUCCUUGGAGAAUGAGAGAAUCAGGAUGGAACAGCUGAUGGCAAUAACCCAGGAGGAGACAGAGCAGCUGCGCAGGAGGGAAGUGGCCUCUGCCAUGCAGCAGAUGCUGGCUGAGACCUACAAGAACAAACUCCUCCAAACGACCUCCGAGUCUCGCCGGCAGGACCUCGUCAGCCAGGCCUGCUCCAGCCUGGCUGAGAUGGAUCAGAAGUUCCAGCAGAUCCUGGCUUGGCAGCAGCUGGAUCAGAGCAAAGCUGUCAGUGAGAUCUUGCAGCAGGUUGAGAUGCAGAAAACUGCCUUUGAAGCUCUCCAGGUGAAGAAGGAUCUUAUGCACAGGCAGAUCAGGAACCAGAUUAAAUUAAUAGAAACAGAGUUAUUGCAGCUGACACAGCUGGAGGUAAAGAGGCAAGAACUGGACACAGAGACACUGCAGGAGGCGGUCACGGAGCAGCGCCGGGCACUCGGCUCCCUCCUGCAGCAGCUGCUCAAGGAGAAGAAGCAAAGGGAGGAGGAACUGCAGCAAAUCCUGCUGGAAAUGGAAGCAAAGAGUGAAACCAAGCAGGAGAACUAUUGGCUGAUCCAGUACCAGCGCCUGCUGAACCAGAAGCCCCUGUCCCUGAAGCUCCAGGAGAAGGGUUUGGAGCAGCAGCUGGUGGCCCUGCUGCUGGAGCUCUCUGCUGAGCAGUACGUGCCCAUCUUCGCUCACCACCGAAUAUCCCUGGACACGCUGGGCACCAUGAGUGCCAGUGACCUGGAGAAGCUCGGUGUGACAGAGGCUGGGCUGCAGCAUGCCAUCCUCAGGCGGGCUCGGGAGAUCCUGGCUGUGGCCACGACCAUCCCAGAGCUGCGGAGGGCAGAGGAGAGCGAGGCCCCGGCGGGCCCCGAGCCCAGCGCUCCCCUGGAGGAGCCCCCGGCCCCCACGGCCCCAGCGCUGCCGGGGGACGAGCGGCAGUCGGAGUGCGUUGUGUGCAUGGAGCGGGAGCCCCAGAUGAUUUUCCUGCCCUGUGGCCACGUCUGCUGCUGCCAGGGCUGCUGCGAGCGGCUGCUCUCGUGCCCGCUGUGCCGCCAGGACAUCGCGCAGCGCGUCCGCAUCUUCCACAGCGCCUAGGCCGGCCCGGGGGCCCCGGCCCCGCUCCGGGCUGUUCCCGCUGCCGCUCCUGUCCCUGGAACAGCCCACGGCCGGCACUGCCCCGCCCGAGCCCUCCCCACGCUGGGAGCCCCCGCAUCCCCCUCGCAGCUCCCCGGGGCUCCUGCAGGGAAUCCCUUCCUGCUGCCCGCCCCGCGUCCCCGUGCCUGGGUGACAAACCGGGCGCAGCUGCGGCUCCUCCUCUCUGGCAGAGGCGUUUGCUGUCAGAAAGGCCCCGGGGGCUCGCAGGGACACGGGGAGUGCUUCCAGCAGUGCUGCACGGAGGGGGGGGGGGGUUUCCCGUGGGAUCAUUCGGUCAGGACAUGCUGUUCCUGGUGUGCUCACACUGCCGUGCACCUCUGUCAUGCCAAAGGUCUGGGGCUUCGGCUCUGGAGCCCCACGGGAGCUGUCUGGGUCUGCAGCCUCAGGCAGGCAGAGCCAGGAGUUCCUGCAACACCCCCGGGACUGGAGGGACCUGCCCUGGCCAAGGGAGCCCGUGGGGGGCCCUCAUCCACAAACCAGGUGGGCAGAAAGUGCUGCUGCCACUGGCCAGGGCUGGGGCUGUGCCCAGCUCAGGACCACGGUGCCUCUGCAUUGGGGGGUGGGCACUGCUCCAUUGCCAGUGAUCAGUAACAAUUCCUGUCUGCCCUCGGCUCUUGACCCUGAAAUAUAAAAAUGCUGCCACGAGCCUUGUCCCACCACAGCCUUCCCCAGGAGCAGCCAUUAAACGCAGCUGGUUUCUGC